Messenger RNA from Marasmius oreades (fairy-ring Marasmius), 1828 nucleotides. RefSeq lists its product as uncharacterized. The coding region runs from base 195 to 1598 and encodes 467 amino acids. Gene Ontology annotation, molecular function: stearoyl-CoA 9-desaturase activity; iron ion binding. NCBI's taxonomy places the organism in Eukaryota, Fungi, Basidiomycota, Agaricomycetes, Agaricales, Marasmiaceae. The transcript is spliced from 8 exons. Gene Ontology annotation, cellular component: endoplasmic reticulum membrane. Gene Ontology annotation, biological process: unsaturated fatty acid biosynthetic process. The record is from RefSeq and is a predicted model, not a curated record.
ACGCCGUCCAAGGUAUGGUCCCACACGGGAACCACACAACGAGCGAUCUAAUUUACGAUCACCGUCAAGUGUAACGAACUUUCUACAGUAAUUGUAAUUUUAGCCCCUACACCCAAGGCACGAAAUUCAAAACGUGGGCCGCUCUGAAUGUCAAUUUUCCGUCCUUCUUUCACUUUCACUUCCACUGUGCCGCCAUGUCCGAUGUUUUCGAUGCGAAGGCGAAGUUCUUCCCCCACGAAAAGUCGUCCUUCGAGACGACGUCCAGGGACGACGAGCCCGCCGACCUCAAUAUUCCUGACAAUUACGUCGACCACAUCCUCAAAACAACGAAACAGUUGCCUCCCAUUACAUGGUCCAAUAUCUUGAAUGAGAUUCAGUGGAGGAAUUUCACCGCCAUUUUUGGUCUUCCCAUCAUCGGUUUCAUUGGUGCUUAUUAUACGAGUUUGAGGGUGGAGACAUUCAUCUGGAGUGUAGUUUACCUUUUUUUAUCUGGUCUGGGUAUGUCCGCUGGCUAUCACCGUCUUUGGGCCCAUCGCGCAUACAACGCCUCACUUCCCCUCCAAUACGUCCUCGCUUGUCUUGGUGCCGGAUCUGUUCAAGGUUCCAUCGGGUGGUGGGCUAGAGCUCACCGCGCUCACCACCGAUACACUGACACCGACCUUGACCCGUACAAUGCGCACAACGGUUUCUGGUACUCCCACGUUGGAUGGAUGCUUCUACGACCAAGGAGAAAGCCAGGUGUAGCGGACGUUAGCGACCUCAGGCGCAACCCUGUAGUCAAGUGGCAACACAAAUACUACUAUCGGUUGGCCGCGACUUUUGCACUCCUUAUCCCGACGUUGGUUGCCCAUUACGGAUGGGGCGACGCGAAGGGUGGAUUUGUUUACGCUAGUAUUUUGCGGUUGGUGGUUGUGCAUCAAUCUACGUUCUGUGUUAACUCUCUUGCACACUGGUUAGGUGAAGCACCAUUCGAUGACAAGCAUACACCCCGCGACCACAUGAUUACCGCCUUUUUGACCGCUGGUGAAGGUUACCACAACUUCCACCACCAGUUCCCCAUGGACUUCCGAAAUGCUAUCAAAUGGUAUCAGUACGACCCCACGAAAUGGACUAUCUGGGUCCUGUCCAAGCUUGGGUCGGCCAGCCAUCUGAAGAGAUUCCCCGACAACGAGAUUCGCAAGGGGCAAUUGACUAUGCAGCUCAAGAAGUUGAAGGAGGUCCAGGACGGCUUGAAUUGGCCGGCUGAUAGCAAUGACCUACCGGUGGUCUCUUGGGAGACUUUCCAAAACCAAUCUGCGAAUAGACCGUUGAUUCUCAUCGCCGGAUUCAUCCACGACCUUUCGGGCUUCAGUGAGGAACAUCCUGGAGGCGCUCAUUUAAUUCGCAAGUUCAUCGGGAAAGAUGCAACCACGGCAUUCUUUGGUGGUGUGUAUGACCAUUCAAAUGCUGCGCACAAUCUACUCGCAAUGAAACGCGUCGGUAUUCUCAACGGCGGACACCCACAUGCACUCGACGACAAGGGUAUCCCUCCCAGCUCACGACUAAAGGUCGCGAAGUACACGGAACUUAGCAAGCCUGCUUGGAGUGACGAAAAGUAGAUGAUAUGUUUUCUGUUACUUAUCAACAAUGGCUCUCGCUGUAAUACUGGGGAACGCUUUGUGUUGAAUCCAUACCCUUCCGCUUUUUCGGAUGGCACACGCUAUUAUGUGGCUAUUGCAUCUGAGGUGGCAUCAGGAACUGUAAGGUAUGUCCAAGGUCAAAAUGAGCUUCGGCCGUUCCAAUUAGUUGUCCCAACGAGCGAAGGUCUCAGGAAUGGCCGAAUAGGAUG